Molecule: messenger RNA, 752 nt
Organism: Aspergillus steynii IBT 23096
Lineage: Eukaryota; Fungi; Ascomycota; Eurotiomycetes; Eurotiales; Aspergillaceae
Exons: 1
Coding region: 263-676 (137 amino acids)
Source: RefSeq, a predicted model, not a curated record
CGCAACACACCAGGAAGCUGAUUCCACGUCUUAGUUUCGCGUCGAACCAUUGGACACACGCAGAUUCGCACGACCUACCUCGAGUCGAAGGGUUCACCUUGUUCAAGUCGAAUCCUUCGGGGAGCGUGUAGUUGUUGGCGGCGGUUGCCGAGGCCACCAGGGUGGAGAGGAGCAGAAUGGGCAACAUGAUGAAUAUAGAAAAGACGGGGGUCGAAGGUAAGAGUUGACGGGGGAGGCGACGACUUAUUGCUGCAAAAAAAAGAUGCACGACGAGGCGGAUGGGAGGAAGAUGGAAGGGAAUUGGAGAAUGAAAGAAGGAGGCAGGGGAGAAAGUCGAAGAGGAAGAAGAAGAAGAAGAAGAAGAGGGGAAAGGGAAAUAAAAAAAAAAGGGAAAGCGCGAAAAAUAAAACCAAUAAAAAAAAGGGCAGGCCAAAACAAGGAAUGUCGGGGAAUUAUUUAUUUAUUAUUGAUUAUUUAUUCUGCUUCUUGGGAAAUAUCCGGAACGCUUUCCUUCGUCGAGGCAAGAACUAGUCAUUUUAAGUCGGGGACUACUGCAUUCAUUUCAUGGAGCAGGAACGAGCUAGACGAGUGGACAAUGAGCUACCAGCUCGCUAGACCGGGAGGGGAAGGCAUCCCAAACCCAUCAAUGGCUGCGAGCUGGGCAAACACGGCGUGAUGGAGACCUUUGCCAUACCAGGGCAGCGUGCAUGCCAGUUCCGGGCAUGGGAGUCGUCCUGUCCCACGGAAGACGG